This is a messenger RNA of Cladocopium goreaui, 1342 nucleotides long. NCBI's taxonomy places the organism in Eukaryota, Dinophyceae, Suessiales, Symbiodiniaceae. The record is from the annotation of a GenBank genome assembly.
UAGGGAUCAAUCCCUUUCCUGAAGGGACGGCCAUGGCUGGAGUGCUGGCAUUGCUCCUGACACAUCUGUGGCCGUUGGGCGCGUCGAGUUGGCAUAAACCCUGGGCCACUCAUGCGGCAUGCGCUGAAAUGGUGCGCCGCUUUGAUUGGACUUACAAUACCUCUGAAAUUUUGUACCGCAGAUUCCACGCCUGCCUGGCACGUCGGAAAGAUCUUCCAGAUUGGACUGGAAACAAUCGACCUCCUUUGAUCUCGGGUGAACAUUAUCCAGUUUCGGUGGUUCCAUCAGUGCAGGCGCCACCUUUAUAUUGGAUCACCCCGGUCUAUGACUAUGUCGUUUCCAAUCACAUCCGCAAAGCAGGGACCUAUGAACCUGUAGAGCUGGAGGUCUUCCGAAAUUUAGUGCGUGAAGGUGAGGUGGUCUGUGAUUUAGGUUCUCAUGUGGGCAGUUACUCCAUCCCCUUAGCCUUCCAUGUGGGUCCCGCGGGGCGAGUGUAUGCCUUCGAGCCCUUCCGGGUGGUUUUCCAAUUACUCACCGGCAACGCUGCGAUCAAUGGCCUGGAGAAUUUCUAUUCCUUCAACGUGGCGCUGGGCGAAAGAUCGGAGGUGUUGAGAGCCAAGAGUCCAGCGUUAAAGAGGUCCAGCAAUAUCGGUGCCACGGCCGUGUUUCUUCAAGCCAAAGAAGUUUAUGGAGAAAAUCAUGUCCUGCAAUAUGAGGGAGAGGAAAAUGUGAAGGUUGAAACCUUCGAUUCCUUUCAUCUAGAGGAAGUUCAUUUUAUGAAGAUUGAUGUGGAAGGUGCUUUGGAGAAAGUUUUGCGUGGUGGCCAAGAGACCAUUCAGCGUUGCCGGCCCAUCAUCGCUUGUGAGCAUGGUGAGGAACAGGCACCCGAAUUGUUGUUAUUGUGGGGCUACCGCUGUUUGUUGGUCCUUCCCCCGCAUGACUUGUGGGUCUGCGUGCCAGAGGAGAACUGGUGGCGUCAUCGAUGGUUGGAGGUCACCGAUUUCGGCUUCGGCCCUGGAGGUACCCAGCUGCCACGCUCGGUGCAGUUGGCGCAAGAGAUGAAGGCGGAAGCUGAGGCCAGGAGGGGAACUGAGGCACCCAAAUUGGUUCAAGACGGCCAAGACAUUUGAGAAAAAAGGAUGAAAAAAGGCUGAAAAAAGGCAGCUAAAGACAAGAACUUCAGCUCCCAUUUUGUUGGACAACCUGACAGUUUUCAGCGUUGAGAGUUUAACAGUUGGCUGGAUGAUUUCAAAUUCCCAGCAGCUAAGUUGACAUCCGAAGAUCGUGUUAGAAAUAUAAGUUUAUUUGGUCCUGUGGAUGGCUCGCCGCGUUGGACAAAAAA